AACCUGACUGAAAACGACGUCAGCAAGUUUAGUCUGAUCCACCAGCCACAGCUUCAGAAGAUUGUUCAGGACAUCAAGAAAAACAACGGCAGCUUAUUGGAACGAUUCAGGAGCCGACUGAAACCUGAAGCCUGUCCAACAGUACCGGUCAGAGACUACAGAGAAAACAACAGAGAAAGUGGUCACUCCUCUGAUGCAGAAUAUGAUAAYGAGACGUAUGAAGACCCUCAUAACGAUGAUGAUGAUGGCAGCUACGAGCCCCCUCCCAGCCACAGGAACUUCACCUCCACUCAUUUCCCCUCCCUGCCCCGCGGGGAGUACCUCGACAGCUGCCGUGAACGCCUCAGCAGACCACCGAAGAAGCCCCCCAUCGCGGGCAAAGCCUCCAAACAACUUCCUCCCGAGCCCCCCCGUGUGGGGUACGACGAGGAGGACUACAUCGACCCAGAUGGGACCGCUGAUGACGAUAACUACAUAGAACCUUCAGAGAACCCGCCUCCUAACCCCUCGCUGCGCGGUGGGAACAGGACCGGAGCGGACCACCCUGCUUCAGCUUCACAUUUACACGAGCGUGCACCCAGUCCUGAUCCAGGAGCCCAGCUGUGAGGACGAGUAUGAAAUCUGUGAUCCAGACGACGGUUUCUGUGACAAGCCCUCAGUCAGUCCUCCUCCUCGUCGGCCCAAACCUUUACCCAAAGAGAGGACACCAAAACCACCGGUAGUACCGAAACCCGAUUUAAAACCAAGAGAGUUUGAGAGCAGGUCACUUCCUGUGAUGCAGACGGAGCCCAAACCUCCUCCAAAAGCUUUUUCUCUGGACUUUAAACGACCAAAAGUUCCUCUCCCACAGUUUACCCUCCCCAAACCAACUGAGAAAGCAGUUGCUGCUGCUGAAAAUGGAUCCAUAAGUCAAGACAAGGAUACAGAUGUUGGGAACAAGCCCUGGUACGCUGCAACGUGUGACCGAAAGACAGCCGACGAUGCUCUGCAACGAUCCAAUAAGGACGGGKCGUUCAUGGUGAGGAAGAGUUCGGGUCACGAUGCGCAGCAGCCAUACACGUUAGUGGUGUUCUACAACGGCAGGGUGUACAACAUCCCGAUCCGAUUCAUCCCGGCCACGCAGCAGUACGCUCUGGGACGAGAGAAGAAGGGAGAGGAGUACUUCAGCAGCAUCUCGCACAUCAUCGAGAACCACCAGAAGAAUCCUUUGUUUCUGAUCGACAUUCAGAGUAACACCAAGGACACCACCAAACUGUGCCACCCUGUGAAACCAUAGAACAUCAUCCAUGACAGAAACAGUCUAUUAUAGACCAUCAUCUAUGGAAGAAACAGUCCAAUAAAUGAAACCAUAGACCAUCAUCCAUGGCAGAAACAGUCUAUUGAAACCAUAGACCAUCAUCUACGGAAGAAACAGUCUAUAGAAACCAUAGACCAUUAUCCACGGCAGAAACAGUCCAAUGAAACCAUAGACCAUCAUCUACGGAAGAAACAGUCUAAUGAAACCAUAGACCAUCAUCUACGGAAGAAACAGUCUAAUGAAACCAUAGACCAUCAUCUAUGGAAGAAACAGUCUAAUGAAACCAUAGACCAUCAUACACAGAAGAAACAGUCUAAUGAAACCAUAGACCAUCGUCACGGCAGAAACAGUCCAAUGAAACCAUAGACCAUCAUCCA
Molecule: messenger RNA, 1674 nt
Organism: Austrofundulus limnaeus
Lineage: Eukaryota; Metazoa; Chordata; Actinopteri; Cyprinodontiformes; Rivulidae
Gene: blnk
Product: B cell linker
Biological process (GO): cell surface receptor protein tyrosine kinase signaling pathway; intracellular signal transduction
Source: RefSeq, a predicted model, not a curated record